UACUUAAUAUUUUUUAUUUUUAAUACAUGCUUAGAAAGAAGAGAAAGGCUUCGACAUGUUAUUACAGUAAUAUACAUAAUUAUUAAAAAUAAAUCUAUCAACUAUGAUCAUUUCAGGUGAUGAAAACAGCGUUUGCGUACUUAAAUAUACUCAGAACAGUAGCGACAUAAGACUAAACAUAAUUAUUCGCUAACAAAUUAAAUGUGAAUUUAUUUAACUAACUUAUAAAUAAUCAAUGUAGUGAUGUAACUGAUUUUUGUCGUAUUAAUGAUCACAUCUUCAUUCCUCAAUAAUGUCAUUAUGCAAUAUAUCCUAUUUCACGUUUUAUAUUAUUAAUAAUAACAUUACAUUUUAAUACGUGUAAAAGACAAGGCAUAACUUCUCAUAUAUGGAGCGUUAUAUCAAGAACAAAAAAAUAUUGCAUUUUCAUACAAUACAAUUAAGAAUAGAAUCAUUAGAGCUUGUUAAAUUAAAAAAACAAUAACUGCAAUUUGGCACUUGUCAAUCAAACCGUCCCACGAAUUUUAUUUAAAUAUCCUCAGCUUGUGUAUCACACGAUUUCAUGCAACAAGUUAGACUAGCUAUAGAUAUUGAUUACGUUCUGUCUCAGCCGAGGGAUGCAAUAAUUUGUUCUUUCUCCUCGCGUGGCUGCGCAGGCGCUGUUACUACUGUUUCGUUUAGAAACACAACUGCGGUCGUAGUAGCAAUCAGUACCUUGUGCGCUUUUCGCGAAUCAAGUAUGAAGCGUGUUUCUAGCGACAUCAGCGUAGAAAUUUAUAGACGAGACAACGAUUACAGUCUGCAGUUAAAUCGUUGGUUCCUGAGACCGAUAGGCGCCUGGCCGGAAUUACAGACAAACUCGAUAACCAAAAAUGUCCUGAUGAACAUCCUGCGAUUAACGUGUCAUUUUUUAAUAGCUUUCACUUGGCUACCCUCUAUACUAUACAUAAUCUUCGAGGAAAAAGACUUCCGUUUGAGACUCAAGGCUGUAGGACCGACGAGUCAUCUCAUCAUGGGCGGUAUCAAUUACUGCUCGCUCUUGCAUAAUAACGAGCAGAUACGUAAAUCUAUCGAGCAUAUGGAGACCGAUUGGCGAAUGGCGAAAAGAGAACACGAUCGGGAAGUGAUGCUGAGAAAUGCGAGAGUGGGACGCGUUAUAGCGGGCGUUUGCGCCCUCAUCAUGCAGGGUGGUGUUAUCUGUUAUAAUAUCGCUAGAGGGAUGUCGCGGAUAAGCGUGGUAAUCGGCAACGAGACGAUCGAGACCGGUCGUUUACCAUGUCCAUCUUUCAACAAAAUCGUAGACACCAGGCUUAGUCCGGUAUACGAAGUCGUGCUCGCAUUACAAUGUCUCUCGACUAUCAUAGUGAAUAACAUCACGAUCGGUGCGUGCGGUCUUGCCGCCGUUUUCGCGAUGCACGCUUCCGGCCAACUUAACGUAGUGAUGUUACGUAUCCAGGAACUCGUCACGGAGAAACACGAAGUCCUACAGUUGAGACUGGCGAACAUCGUGGAGCAUCAUCUACGAGCAUUGAGGUUUCUUUCGCGUAUGGAGGCAAUUAUGCGUCAGAUAUGUUUUGUGGAAUUAGUCGGAUGUACAUUUAAUUUAUGCAUGCUAGGAUAUUACACCAUUACGGAAUGGCAGGAAGAGAGUUUGAACACUAUAAUAACAUAUGUCAUGAUACUAACAUCGAUGAUGUUCAAUAUCUUCAUAUUUUGCUUCAUUGGUGAACUUGUGACAGAUCAGUGUAAAAAAGUCGGUGAAGCAGCUUAUAUGACAGAUUGGUAUCAAUUACCACAUAAAACUGUUCUUGGUCUUAUUUUAAUAAUUUUGCGAUCAAGAACUGUUAUCAAAAUCACAGCUGGAAAAAUAUUUCAUAUGUCUAUCCCAACUUUCGGUGUUGUAAUUAAAACAUCUGUCGCAUACUUAAAUAUGCUUCGCACUUUAACUGUGUAAAAAAUGUAUAAUAAAAUA
Molecule: messenger RNA, 1972 nt
Organism: Pogonomyrmex barbatus (red harvester ant)
Lineage: Eukaryota; Metazoa; Arthropoda; Insecta; Hymenoptera; Formicidae
Biological process (GO): detection of chemical stimulus involved in sensory perception of smell; sensory perception of smell
Cellular component (GO): plasma membrane
Molecular function (GO): olfactory receptor activity; odorant binding
Source: RefSeq, a predicted model, not a curated record